AUGUGCCGCUGUGACCUAUACAUCGAAGCGUACUGCUGCACCCACCUAAUCAGCUGGUAUCAAGUGGUGGUCCCCAUCAACGGCUGCGAAGGCCGCUGCAAGAAGCCCUAUUCCUGGGCGUACCGCAACAAGAAAACCAGAGAGUUCCCGUGCGAACCGUGCGUCCAGGCAGGGGACUGGGUGCUGUAUGCCGGCGCCUGGUGCUCGCGCGACGAGGCCCAACGCUGGAGCCUGCAACAGCCCCCGGCGCAAGUCGCACCCCAGCUGAUGGACGUUUCCUACUUGACCGGAAAUAUCAACCAGCGCGGGAAUCAGCGAGGCGCGGCCAAACGCCGGCGCUCGCAACGGACUCCGCCGCUCGUCGAACCCCAGAUGAUAGACGCUUCCUACUCGACCGGAAACAUCAACCAGCGCGGGGAUCAGCGAGGCGCGGCCAAACGACGGCGCUCGCAACGGACUUACCUGCCCGUCGACCCCCAGAUGGUGGACUAUUCCUACACGGCCGGGAGCCUCAGCCAGCAGGGCGGGCGGAAUUGA
Molecule: messenger RNA, 537 nt
Organism: Akanthomyces muscarius
Lineage: Eukaryota; Fungi; Ascomycota; Sordariomycetes; Hypocreales; Cordycipitaceae
Exons: 1
Coding region: 1-537 (178 amino acids)
Source: RefSeq, a predicted model, not a curated record